Adineta steineri is the source of this 543-nucleotide messenger RNA. NCBI's taxonomy places the organism in Eukaryota, Metazoa, Rotifera, Eurotatoria, Adinetida, Adinetidae. The record is from the annotation of a GenBank genome assembly.
AUGAAUCAAAACAAUUCACCGAUUAAUGUUGAUCUCUAUCAAUGUGAUACUAAUAAUACAAUAUUCAACAAUACUAUUAUCAAUAAUGAUAGAAUAUUUAAUAAUCUAAUGCAUCCAUGUAACAUCAGUUGUUGUAUAUCAAAUAAUUUAAAUAAGACAAUCGUUUUGAAUACAUGUCAAAUUACUGUACGAUCUUCUACAAAUAUUUGUGUUGGUCGUUUCUGUUAUUCUGGAAAAUGUGAUACUUUUUCAUUCUUAGCUAAUAUGAUUCAUGAUGAUAAAAUUGAAAAUAAAACAACAAUUAUGGAUACAAUUCAUGCAUCAUCUGGUUACAUUCCAUGGUCUUCAAUAAUUAAUUCUACACGAACUAAAUGGACUUCAUGGAUAGAUGAGACUAGUAUAAGAAUUCGUCCUAUUAUUUUAAUUAUUUUAUUCAUUAUAAGUAUCUCAUUGACAUUUAUGACAUUAAUUGUAGUAAUCAAAUCAAUGCGACAUGCAAAUAUAAUUUCCAAUAGAAAAUCCUACCGUUAUACUCUACUCUAA